Camelina sativa (false flax) is the source of this 1859-nucleotide messenger RNA. Lineage: Eukaryota; Viridiplantae; Streptophyta; Magnoliopsida; Brassicales; Brassicaceae. The record is from RefSeq and is a predicted model, not a curated record.
GAGAUCUGUCUCUACCUUGACCUCCAAAUCAGAUCUCUCUGACAUAGUAUCAUCACAGUCCUUGAUCGUCUCGGCCGGAUCGUCUUUUGUUAUUAUUUUGUGCAUUGAGAUCGUUUACGCUACUACGAUGGCUAUGGAACAGAGGCCGAAGACUAAGAUCGUGUGCACACUCGGGCCAGCGUCCAGAUCCGUUCCAAUGGUUGAGAAGCUUCUUAGGGCGGGGAUGAGCGUGGCUCGCUUCAACUUUUCUCAUGGAUCUUAUGAAUAUCACCAGGAGACCCUCGACAAUCUUCGUCAGGCUAUGCUUAACACUGGCAUGCUCUGUGCUGUCAUGCUCGACACCAAGGGACCAGAGAUUCGAACCGGGUUCUUAAAGGAUGGGAAACCUAUCCAGUUGAAACAAGGCCAAGAAAUCACCAUUUCGACAGACUAUGACUUGAAAGGUGAUGAUAAGACGAUUUGCAUGAGCUACAAAAAGUUAGCUGAAGAUGUCAAUCCAGGCAUGGUGAUACUCUGUGCCGAUGGUACCAUCUCCUUAAAGGUUCUUUCUUGUGACAAAGCAAAGGGCACGGUUCGUUGCCGUUGUGAGAACACAUCAAUGCUUGGUGAGAGGAAGAACGUUAAUCUCCCUGGUGUUGUGGUUGAUCUCCCAACUCUAACUGAAAAAGACAAGCAAGACAUUCUUGAAUGGGGAGUUCCAAAUAAAAUCGACAUGAUUGCUCUGUCUUUCGUCAGAAAAGGUUCAGACUUGGUACAGGUUAGGAAGCUACUCGGGAAACAUGCCAAAACCAUUCUUCUCAUGUCAAAGGUUGAAAACCAAGAAGGUGUGGCUAACUUUGAUGACAUCUUGGUAAACUCAGAUGCGUUUAUGAUCGCUAGAGGUGACCUCGGAAUGGAGAUCCCAAUCGAGAAGAUAUUCUUAGCUCAGAAAGUGAUGAUCUACAAGUGCAACUUCAUGGGGAAGCCAGUGGUUACAGCGACUCAGAUGCUCGAGUCUAUGAUCAAAUCCCCACGACCAACAAGAGCAGAAGCUACUGAUGUUGCAAACGCUGUCCUCGAUGGCACGGACUGUGUCAUGCUGAGCGGUGAAACCGCAGCAGGAGCAUAUCCAGAGCUUGCUGUCCGUACCAUGGCGAAGAUAUGUGUGGAAGCAGAGAGCACACUGGACUAUGGAGACAUCUUCAAGAGAAUAAUGCUUCACGCUGAGGUUCCCAUGAGCCCGAUCGAGUCACUUGCUUCCUCUGCAGUCAGAACCGCUACUUCCUCUAGAGCCACUCUCAUUUUGGUGUUGACCAGAGGAGGCAGCACUGCGAAACUGGUGGCUAAGUACAGACCAGGGAUACCCAUUUUGUCUGUUGUAGUUCCCGAAAUCACGUCCGACUCUUUUGAUUGGUCGUGUAGCAACGAGGCACCGGCCAGACACAGCCUCAUCUUCCGGGGUUUAGUCCCGGUGCUGUACGCUGGAUCANAUGGCUCACUUAUCUUGACCGUUGGGAGAUUCUCCACGGCUUCUUUCCGAGCUGGUAGAUGGUCUANACUGUGCAAGACAGGAGACUCCGUGGUGGCUCUCCUCCGUACAGGUAACGCUAUUGUUAUCAAGAUCUUGACUGUCAAGUGAUCUCAUUUGGCGUUACGCGUUUUUCCGGAGUUUCUUAACGUUUUGGAUAUUAUUCAUAAAGUUUACUACUCUUGUUUGACAUGGAAACUCCAAGUAUCUUUUGAUUUUUUUAUUUACUUUUUUUUGUGUGUGGAGUGUGGUUGACAAGUUGAAACUUCACACAUUACAUAACGUUGUUGGACCAUACUCUGCUUUGUUUGGUACGAGUGCAAUUGCAUAAGUAAAGUCUAUAUUUUGAAUA